AUGAUUAAGGCGUUUCGCAUCGAAGAUGUGCUUGCAGCGUGUACCCCAGGCGAUGGCGUAUUCGCACGGCGGUUGCCACAAGGCGGAUGUCAAUUCUUUGCCUGGCCCGGUACGCCACUUGUCGUUGCCAGCAAUGCAGUAUCAACCAUGCCCGACACGAUUCGCACCGUGCACGCCAUAUUUGGUCGUGAGAAGACACCCAUUGACUUGGUGCUGGACAUUGACUGUCCCGUGCCGCAGGAACACUGGAGCAUGUCAAAGGUUCGCCCAUUUCAAAAAAAGCUGCUGGAUGAGACCCUGACGGUGGUGGCCGAAGAAAUUAAGGUCAUUGGAGAGAAAAUUGCCUCCCAGGUUGUGCUGCAGUCGCCAAAUCUGAAAAAGGCCUCCUUUCACGUCCACACAAAGCUGCAGGAUGUGGCCUUCGAGGACUACCACUCCCUCCACGGGUUCCUUCACCGGUUUCAUAAUAAAAUUCCACAUGUUGAUCUGCAGAUUUACCGCCCGAACGGAAUGCUUCGAAUGCAUCGUUGCAUGAAGGAAAACCAUACAAGCGCGAUAAUUGUGUUUGAGGACAAGAAGUGGAAUAUUGGAUUCCCGAAUGGUGUUGUACCCGACUCCGUCGCAGCGCUACACUCCACCUGUGUUCGCGAGGGUGGGACGUAUUCGCGUCUACUUCACUUUGACGCCCCACGAACACAGACGGCUCCUGAGGAGAGGGCUAGCGACGAUGGCGGCGGGUUUGUGAAGGGGGCGUCGAAGAUUCCACAGAUUUUACUUCCUUUUACCGAGCGAGAGGCUGUGGAGAAUGUCUCUAAUUGGCUUCGCACCGGCAUUCAGGAGGCCGACGUUGGUGACUGGCGCUCAUGGGUAGGACUUGGCAUUAACGCCUUCCGUCGUUGCUUACCACUUCCGCAAUGUCCAGACGCUGAAGCGACCCGCCAUGGAGGAGUUGCUCGACGCAUGGGUGGAGGCCAGUAA
Molecule: messenger RNA, 978 nt
Organism: Trypanosoma rangeli
Lineage: Eukaryota; Euglenozoa; Kinetoplastea; Trypanosomatida; Trypanosomatidae
Product: putative mitochondrial DNA primase
Exons: 1
Coding region: 1-978 (325 amino acids)
Source: RefSeq, a predicted model, not a curated record